AUGGACCCAACAAGAUGCAGACUUCCCGCCAGGACCUGGAAAGGAUGUAUUGAGGAGGGAAAAGCAAGUGAGCGACGAUGUCGUUGGCCAUUGGUACUACUGUUGGUGCAGGGCAAAAUAGAACCGUGUUUAUGGGCCAUUCUUCCAUUGUACUCUCUUCAUCUCUUUGCAUCGAUCAUGCUGUUUACUGCUAUAAUAGAAACUAGUGCUUUGAUGCAGUAUUUUACUCCACAGAGGACUAGUGAGCAAACUCUAGCAAGAAAUAGUAGAGGCCAGUGCACUGAAAUUGCACUUCGAAUUCAUGUAGUAGACUAA
Molecule: messenger RNA, 315 nt
Organism: Thelazia callipaeda (thelaziosis nematode)
Lineage: Eukaryota; Metazoa; Nematoda; Chromadorea; Rhabditida; Thelaziidae
Source: the annotation of a GenBank genome assembly